Penicillium longicatenatum is the source of this 1278-nucleotide messenger RNA. Its product is annotated as ketopantoate reductase family protein. Gene Ontology annotation, biological process: pantothenate biosynthetic process. The coding region runs from base 1 to 1278 and encodes 425 amino acids. Lineage: Eukaryota; Fungi; Ascomycota; Eurotiomycetes; Eurotiales; Aspergillaceae. Gene Ontology annotation, cellular component: cytoplasm; mitochondrion. Gene Ontology annotation, molecular function: NADP binding; 2-dehydropantoate 2-reductase activity. The transcript has a single exon. The record is from RefSeq and is a predicted model, not a curated record.
AUGGUCAGAUAUGCAUCGACGUGGAUGAACGACGUGGAAGACGUGUCCCGCGAGACUACAAAUGCCCCAUUGUCCGGGCGAGUACAUAUUCUCGGUCUUGGAAAUGUAGGCUGCUUUAUUGCGCAUGCUCUGGCCUCCAGAAAAUCCCGGCCGCCAGUAACAUUGCUUUUGCACAAUUGGUCUGUCUAUCAGGGUUUCCGCCGCAAGAAGAAGAGCAUAUCUCUCCAGUAUAACGGAUUGGAUGACAUCAAGACUGGGUUCGAUGUUGAAGUGUUAUCUGAUGGCGUAUGGCAGGAAGUAUUGAAGGACGAGAGCAAGGAAAAGCUCGAGUCCGACAUUCCCCUCGAUCAAGUCGAGGAUAUAUCGACCGAUGUGAACCAUGAGCACAUUGAGUGUUUGAUCGUUACUUCAAAGGCCAGUGUUGCCAAAACGGCUAUCAAGUCUGUCAAGCAUCGUUUGACAAAAGAAUCAACUAUCGUCCUCGUGCAAAAUGGCAUGGGAGUUGUUGAGAUGCUCAAUCAUUCGCUAUUUCCGAAUCCAGAAGAUCGUCCGACCUAUGUACAGGGCGUCGUCAGUCACGGUCUGACUAGGAUCGACAAGUUCCAUGUUGCCCAUCUUGGUGUCGGUACCAUGGUCUUCGCGCCAACUAUCUCGGAGAAAACUCCAGCGCUUCUGGCCGAGGAUGAUACUCAUUGGGCUCCCACCACAAAAUACAUUUUACGCCUUUUGGCCCUUACUCCAUCUUUGGUUGCUACAAUCGACACGCCUGCUGCAUUACUCCAAUAUCAACUCGAGAAGCUGGCAGUGAACUGUCUCAUCAACCCCCUGACCGCGCUGAAUGAUUGUACGAACGGCGAGUUACUCUACAUCUUCAAUAUUACCCGAAUCAUGCGCCUGCUUCUCUUUGAAAUCUCGAGCGUGAUCUACGCUCUUCCUGAGCUUCAAGGGGUCCCGGGAAUCGAGGAGCGUUUCUCUCCUGAGCGGCUGCGCCGGAUCACAUUGGCUAUGGCCAAUAAUACCUCAAAGAACACCAGCUCAAUGCUUCACGAUUUGAGAGCAGGGUCUGAGACCGAAAUUGAGCACAUGAAUGGCUGGGUUGUGCAACGUGGAGAGGAGUUGGGCAUCAAGUGCGCAUUAAACUACAUGAUCAGACUGUUGGUCAAAUCUAAGGCGAUUAUCCAUGAACGCAGAAGCAAUGCUUCUAUCCCACUUGCUCUUGACGGCGUCCCUACGGUCGAUGAAUUUGCCGAUCAAAUUACGACCACCAAGGCAAAAUGA